AUGGCACAAGUAUUAAUAAUGAAUGAUAAUAGAAGAACAAAUGGUGUUGAAUAUAGUCAAUUAUUGAUAAAUAAAGAAAAUAAAGAAAGUAUAACACUUAUUUGGUUUGAUCCGAAUAGUAAUUUACGUGAAGAUACUGAACAAAUAGCACGACUUCGUCUAAUUAUUGAUUAUAUCAUUAUUUUUAUUAAUCUUGAAGAAUGUAUUUCAUUUAUUCAAUCAAUUAAUAAAGAGAAAAUCUUUUUAAUUACAUUAGGAGCAGAAGCAACACAAAUUUUAUCUCGAAUUUCUUCUUUUCGUCAAAUUGAUUCAAUUUUCAUAUUUAGCAAAGAAACAAAUCGAUAUGAAUAUUUAUUAAAUGAAUAUUCAAAAAUUAUUGGAAUUUAUACUGUUUUUGAUGAUUUAUGUAAAUCAAUUAAGGAACAAAUUGAUUUUGUUUAUAAACAAAUACAAACAUUUUCUUUUUUUGAUCAACAUAAAAAAUUAACUAAAGAUUUAUUUAAAGAAUCAGCAGAGUUUCUUUGGUUUCAAUUAUUUCAUUAUGUUAUUGCUCGUCUUCCACGAACUCAAAAAGAAAAACAGCAAAUGAUUAAAAAAUGUAAACAAUAUUAUUGUGGAAAUACAAAAGAAAUGAAAUCAAUUUAUGAAUUUGAACAAAAUUAUGAAUCAAAAGAUGCAAUUUUUUGGUAUUCAAAACAAUCAUUUAUUUAUAAAUUAAUUAAUAAAGCAUUAAGAAUACAAGAUAUUGAUUUAUUAUAUGAACUUAGAUUUUUUAUUGUUGAUUUUUCUAGAAAUCUUCAACGUGAACAUGAAAAUAUUUUAUUAUCAAAAGAAAGAUUUCUGCAUGUUUAUCGAGGAAUUAAACUUAACAAACAAGAAUAUAAUAAAUUGAAAGAAAAUCGAGGAAAACUUAUUUCAACAAAUGGAUAUUUAACCACUACUAAACGAUUAUCAUCAGCAAUAAAUAUGGCACAAAAACCAACAAAGAGAGUUGAUGUCAUUCCUGUUCUUUUCCAUAUUCAAUGUGAUAUAAACCAAAUUGAUAAAAAUAUUAGUUUUGCUGAUAUUGAUCAAUUUAAUGAAUGUUCAAAUAAACAAGAAGUUUUAUUUGAUUUCAAUGUUUGUUUUAAAAUCGAAUCUAUUCAAGAAAAUGAAUUAUUUCAAACAAUUACAAUGAGUCUUUCAAAUAAAGGACAACAAAUUACAAAAGAUUUUAUUGAAUUAAGACAAAAAGAAACAGAAGAACAAAGUAUUUUAUUUAUUUUUGGAAGAUUAUUCUGUGAUUUAGGUGAAUAUAAUAAGUCACAAAAUUAUUUUCAAAAAUUACUCGAGGAUUCAAAUGAUGAAGAUCAUGCUUGGAUUGAAUUUAAUAUUGGCCGAGCUCUUCAUCUUAAAGGUGAAUGGAAUGAAGCUAAAGAAUAUUAUUAUCGUGCAUAUGAUCGUAUGAUACAAAACAAACCAGCACGAACCAAAGAUUCUGCUCAUGUUCUCAAUAACAUUGGCAAUAUUCUUACUAAUCAAAGAAAAUACGAUGAAGCAUUUGAACAUCUUCAACGAACAUUGAAAAUUAAAGGGAAAUUUUAUCCAUCUGAUCAUGUUGAUAUUGCUCAUGUUCUUAACAACAUCGGUAAUGUUCUUGCUAAUCAAAAAAAGUACGAUGAAGCUCUCGAUUAUUAUCAACGAGCGUUGAAAAUGAAAGAAAAAUUAUAUCAAUAUGAUGAUAUCGAUAUUGCUAUAAGCCUUAGUAACAUUGGUCACAUUCUCUUCAAUCUAGAACAGUACGAUGAAGCUCUUAGUUAUCAUCUACGAGCGUUAAAAAUUGAUGAGAAAUUUUAUCCAUCUGAUCAUGUUCAUAUUGCUGAUAGUUUGAAUUAUAUUGGAAUUUGUUAUGAAAAUCAGAAACAGCUAAAGAUGGCACUGGACUAUUAUUUGCGUGCACUGGAGAUUUAUGAGAAGAUUCUUCCUGUUGAACAUCCUAGUCGACAGACAAUUGAGAAGCAUAUUUUUCGACUUACUAGAAGUAACUAA
Messenger RNA from Rotaria sp. Silwood2, 2028 nucleotides. Lineage: Eukaryota; Metazoa; Rotifera; Eurotatoria; Philodinida; Philodinidae. The record is from the annotation of a GenBank genome assembly.